AUGAGUAGCAAUCCUCGAAGUAAAUCUUAUGUCGUUGGCAUUGGAAUGACGAAAUUUCUUAAACCUCGGGACCAAGUUGACUAUCCUGCGGUAAAAGCACUCUUGGAUGCAAAUGCCACCUAUGACCAAGUUCAGCAAGUUUUUGUCGGGUACUGUUAUGGCGACAGUACUUGUGGGCAAAGAGCUGUAUAUCAAUUAGGAAUGACUCAAAUUCCAAUUAUUAAUGUGAAUAAUAAUUGUUCUACAGGUUCGGCUGCAUUAUUUUUGGCACGUCAAUCAGUUGAGUCAGGAGAAGUUGACUGCGCAAUGGCAUUAGGCUUUGAAAAAAUGUCUCCCGGUUCCCUUACAUCAAUAUGGAACGAUCGCAUUAACCCUCUUGAUCACACUGUUAGUUUGAUGUCUGAAAUUCGUGGACUAACCAGUUCACCGGUUGCCGCCCAAAUUUUUGGUAAUGCUGGUAUUGAAUAUUGCGAAAAAUUUGGUGCCACUCCUGAGCACAUGGCAAAAAUUGGAGAAAAAAACCAUCGGCACAGCUCCAAAAAUCCAUAUUCACAAUUUAGAGAUAUUUACUCUCUCAACGAUAUUAAAUCCUCGCCAAUCGACAAUGCUGUUGAAAUAGUGGCACAAUCAAUGGCGACCGAUUCACCAUUAUUAUUGGAGGCAAAAAGUUCGAUAGAAUUGGCAGGAGCUGACAUGACACGUCGUGCAGCGAAGGAUGCGUUUAAGAAAGCUGGAAUUACUCCAGAUGACAUCCAAGUUGUCGAACUUCAUGAUUGUUUUUCCGCCAAUGAGUUAAUCACAUAUGAUGCUCUCGGUCUUUGUAAACCAGGCGAAGCUCAUAAACUAAUUGAUAAUGGGGAUGUGACAUAUGGCGGAAAAUAUGUCGUCAAUCCAUCGGGCGGUCUUAUAUCUAAGGGUCAUCCAAUUGGUGCUACUGGACUAGCUCAAUGCACUGAGCUGGUUUGGCAAUUGAGAGGAUGGUGUACAAAUCGUCAAGUUCCAAAUUUAAGAUACGCACUUCAACACAACAUUGGUCUCGGCGGAGCUGUAGUUGUUACAAUUUACGCAAAACCACAUCCUUCAACAUUCGGGGAAAUUAUAAAACAAAAUAUGUAUGACUCCCGGAAAAUAUUGGGAUAUAAUCCUGCCGUAGAGGCAAGACAUAUUACUGAAAAGGAUUUUAAGAAA
This is a messenger RNA of Acaulospora colombiana, 1188 nucleotides long. NCBI's taxonomy places the organism in Eukaryota, Fungi, Glomeromycota, Glomeromycetes, Diversisporales, Acaulosporaceae. The record is from the annotation of a GenBank genome assembly.